Schistocerca piceifrons (Central American locust) is the source of this 1086-nucleotide messenger RNA. Its product is annotated as RNA-binding protein 25-like. The record is from RefSeq and is a predicted model, not a curated record. Lineage: Eukaryota; Metazoa; Arthropoda; Insecta; Orthoptera; Acrididae. The transcript has 2 exons. The coding region runs from base 1 to 1086 and encodes 361 amino acids.
AUGGAUAAUGAGCAACAGUCAGUAAGUAGUGAUACCGAGUUGGAAAGUGGGACACAAAGUAAUGUUAGUGACGUAGUUCAGGAAGUACAAUGUGAGAAUCUGGGGGCAGAAGGACAAGAAAUGUUGCCAUUGCCACCCAGUGAUUCAGUUGAUAGCGGAAAUACUGUGCCAUCCGCAAGCACUGGACACGGACCAGAGAGUGGUGAGGUGUCAGAAGUGCAAUCAUUAAGAGUUAUGUUCGAGCGCAUGCUCAAUUUCCAAGCUGAAUUUGUACGUGUGCAAGCAGAGCGUGAUAGAGAACGUGAUGCUAAACAAGCAGAACGCGAUAGAGAACGUGAUGCUAAACAAGCAGAACGCGAUAGAGAACGUGAUGCUGAACAAGCAGAGCGUGACCAGAGAUUGGUAGCUGAAUUUGCCAAACAAGCAGAGCGCGAUAGAGAACGUGAUGCUAAACAAGCAGAGCGUGACCGACGCCUGCAUGAGAGGGACUUGCAGUUGAUGCAAACUUUAGAAGUUAUGCAAAGUGAGAGUGUUAGUUUGAAACAAAAAUAUGAAACCAUACCCAAAACGGUGCAAGAAUUAAGCGAAAGAGUAGAUAGUGUUCAAGUGGCUAACGCCAAUAUAGUAGAGGAAAUCAGUGUCCUGACUAAUAGGGUCGAACAACUAGAAAUUGACACAACUCAAGUAAUUGAGAACAAAGUGAUCGAACAAGUGCACAAAGUAGAAAAUGAAGUCAUAAAAGAAAUAGAUCAGAAAGUGCACGCCGCAAUUGAGGCCAGAGAUGUGGGCUCAAGUGCGGAUGUGCAAGAUCUAAAAAGGAUAGUGCACAAAGACAUUCCGCUGUGGCAGCGGAGUGUGGACCGUCGUCUUGCCGAGAUGGAGCUUAGCUUGCGGCAUGACGAGGCACGGGCGAGGACGUUAAGGCAGCCUCUGAACAGGCUAGAAGUAACGGAAAUGGUUAUAGAAAUGGUAGAAAUAACACGCCUCCACCAAGUAAUGGAAACGGCGGAGGUAAUAAUAGGAGACAGGAGUAUGCACAAAACGGAAAUAGAGGUAGAGACCGGAACGGCAAUAGUCCGCCGGUGA